Messenger RNA from Entrophospora sp. SA101, 513 nucleotides. The record is from the annotation of a GenBank genome assembly. NCBI's taxonomy places the organism in Eukaryota, Fungi, Glomeromycota, Glomeromycetes, Entrophosporales, Entrophosporaceae.
AUGUGGUCAUCAAUGGGAUUUUUGCACACAAAUCGUCGAAAUCGAUUAACUAAUGAUAAGGUAUUGGCAAUGUGUCAGCUACAUGCUUCUAUUAAUUUUUCAUUGAAGAAAAAAAAAUUGAUACAAAGUGAUGCACAAUUUUAUGACACUAAUGCAGGACCUAUUGAAUCAAAUGUUUCUACACAAAAUGUUGGUGAUAAUUCAGAUCUUUCAAAUAUUGGAAUAUUAGAUGUACAAGAUGUUGAUAUGGAUGAAGAUAGGAGUAAUGAUAUUACAACUGCAGAACAAUGGGAAAGAGAACUUCAUGAAUGGGAACAAAUGUUGAUUGAAGAGGAAGUGGCACGUUUUGAAGAAGAAGAAGAAUUAAGAGAUAAUUUGGAUAGUUUAGAUGGAGAUCUUUUGUGCAAUUAUAGACAUCCAGCAAUUGAUUCAAGAGCAAAAUGGGAACUUAAAGAUAUAUUUAAUUCUUCACUUGGUGUCCCAGAAUAUUUGAUUCAUAAUAUGAAUAUGUAA